GCAGCAUCUACACAAACCAGGCAGCGAUCAGAAAACACUAAGAAAAGAGUGAACUAGGACAUGGACAAGCUGACCAACCAGUGAAAAGUGAACCAAGCACAUCAGGGGGAGGAGAAUCUGAAAUCGAGCCAGUGACCAGACGGGAAUUGAAGAGGAUUGUAGCUGAAUCAGUGGGAAUUUUUCUUCUAUACCUCUGGAAUCUGUUGUACGCUACUUGGAUAAAAAUGAUUUCUCCAGUGAAAAAAACUGUUGAUGCUGAAAAAUCAAAAGACAUCACAACAGCAGAAGGACAUCCUGGAACCAGUUUUUUGGAACCAUCUCCAAGCAGUGGGAAGGGCUCUGACUCGUCAACUGGACAGACUGUUGAAAGCAAAGAGGUCCCCAGUGACAGCAGCAGUAACAUGGUCAAAGAAGAAGCUGAUACCGAGACUAAUACAAGUCCAACACUUCAGAUUGCUCCAACAGAAACCAAAGAAGGACAUAAGCCACAGGAGAAUACAGCUGAAACUGAGAGUGGCUCAAGGAAUAAAGAUCCUGAUCAUCCAGAGAAAAGUGAUGGAGAACCAGACUUCAAACCUCUACCAGCAUCUGGAACCAAUAAGAAGGGAGAUGAGCCACAGGAGAGUACAGCUGAAACAGAGCAGAGGGAUCCUCUUGAUGAAGGCAGUGAUGUUCAUCGCUUACAGACUGAUGACAGUACAACAGUAGCAGAAGAAGAAUCAGUCAAAUCUCUAGAACAAUCCACUUACAAAAAGCAAGGAGAUGAGCUGAAAGAGAGCACUGCUAAAAAAGAGCAAAAAAAUGAUCUAGUGAAGAAACACACUGAUGUUGUACUUUCAAAGAAUGAGGACACCCCAACAGCUGGAGAAAACAUUAACCUCAACUCUAAAGAGAAUGUAACCUCAGAAGGCAACAUGAGCGGAAACAACGAGAAUUCAGGGAAGAUUUCUGAAGAAAUCUGUGGAAAGCUAUGUCAAAGAGAAACUGAGGCACUGCUUGACAGACUUCAUCUUAAAGAAAAACUUCAAGACAAGUUGUCACCAACAGAACUUCUUCAAAUACAACCAACUGUAAAACAGCACCAUGUGACAUCUGAAAAAGAUGUAGCUCACACUUUUCUUCAUAGGCUGAUGAUGUUGGACUACAGGGUCAGAUAUAUUCCUUUAAGACCAGACAGUGCUGAUGUGACAGGUCCAAAACCGGUUCAAAUGACUGACAUCACUGACAAUGAAUUUAAUAAUUUGGUGGCUUUACUGAACACCGGUGUUGAGAGAGAACAGAAAGAACAGACUCCCAUUCAUCCACUGGACAUUCAGAUGGCAGUAUUUCACUGCUCAGACAGUUUUCUUAAACAGAUGAUGAUUACAAAGCUUUCUCAAUGUCAGUAUGCCUUACCUUUUCUUGUUCCUGACCCAGUCACAAAGGAAAUUGAGUUUCCUCUGUGGACAUUCAGACAAAUAACAAAAAGCUGGAAGGUGAUGCAAACCAAAGAUGAUUCAAACAUUGUCACUAUGAAAAAUAUUCCAAUCUACAAAGCUGAAACAUCUUUGGUUUCAUUUUUCCGUCUGGGUUCUUUGUCAGUGUCAAAAUCUCAGCUGAUGAACACUUUGAUCAACGACCGUCACAAUGCUUUCUUCAACAGAAACUGUCCAGGAAGCACCAAGUCUCGUCAUUUGAUGGAUGGUGUGGCAGAGAUUGCCUGGUACUGCCCUGCUGGAAAACCCAAUGAUACCUUCAAUGACUGCAUUGCCUUUUGUAAUCUCCAUGGUGAUGCUCUGUUGACUAAAAAACAGCGUGACAUACUGAUUGAAAAAUCCUUCAUCAAUAUUUUUCUUGUGACAUCUCUGCAAAAAAAUACAGAAAGUCGGUCACUUAUAUCGUCUCUCUUUGCAUCUCAGAAGCCUCUCAUUUGUCUCACUGUUGAUGACAGCUGUGAUAUUAAGACAAAAAAUGGAAAAUACAUAUUAGGUCUCAAAGACAGAAACCAGCCAGAUGUAUCUGAGCAGCUUAAAAAGAUCAUUAGAGAAGUUUUGUCUUCUCUUGAUGGUUCCAGCUUGAAACCAUCCUUCCAGCUUGAAACCAUGGCUGAGCUCUCUGAAAUCAAAGUGGAUGAAACUGACCCAGCCUGUCAAAGAGGGAAAUCUGCUGCUAUGAAAAUAACCGAUCUGCUUAAAAAGGAUAACAUGGAUGUCUCAAAGAUCAAAGAUGAAUUUUUCCCUUGUCAAGGCAAACUGUGGCAUCAGUGGAGCAAAAUACACAAAGAACUGUUUCAUCUCAGAGGAGACAUUGAAAUGGAGAAAAGUCAAAAGCAACAAGAACUGAUGAACAUACGUCAGGAACAAUGUGCUGCUUCCUGCAGUAAACUGAUGCAGUUGUUCACUGGAAGUCUCUCAUUACUGCCACCAACAGACAGAGAGUAUUUCCUAAAAUGGAUUCAGAUCUUAACAGAUGCCCUCUCCACAGAUGAUCUUUCUUUGAUUCUCAAAAGUUAUGAUGAAAAGUGGUCUGAGGUCUUGGCUUUGAAGAACAAACAUGACAAGUCAGAUCUGUUAUUAAGAAAACAAGCUGAGCUUGAUGACAUAUCAAAAAAACUUCAGUCUGCAAGUUUUGGUUUGGAGCACAUCUUCAGAGAAAUGGGACAGAUCUAUGAAGCCCAUGAAACAACACAAAGACUGAGCAGACACACUGACUGGUCUAAAUACCCUGAGCUGGCUGCACAGCUGAUGAUAUCAGGACACCCGAUGGAGCUGAUGGAUGGUGAUGCAGGUCAUGUGCCUUUAACAUGGAUCUCCAGUCUUUUAGAAGAAGUCAUCAAGAAACUGGGGGACCCGAGAGUUUUUGUGUUGUCAGUUUUGGGUCUACAAAGCAGUGGAAAAUCAACAAUGCUGAACACCAUGUUUGGGCUGCAGUUUGCAGUGAGUGCUGGCAGGUGCACCAAAGGUGCCUUCAUGCAGCUGCUCAAAGUAUCAGAGGAGAUGAAGAAAGACUUGAAGUUUGACUAUGUUCUAGUGGUGGACACUGAAGGACUGCGUGCUCUUGAGUUAGAAGGUAACAACACUCUUCACCAUGACAAUGAACUGGCAACAUUUGUUGUUGGUCUGGGAAACCUGACACUGAUCAACAUCUUUGGGGAGAAUCCAUCUGAUAUGCAGGACAUCCUGCAGAUUGUUGUUCAGGCUUUCAUGAGGAUGAAGGAAGUUAAACUUUCUCCCAGUUGUGUGUUUGUUCACCAGAAUGUCACAGAUGUUGCGGCAGCAGAGAGAAACAUGGAUGGAAAGAGACGCCUGCAGGAAAAACUGGACCAGAUGGCCAAACUAGCAGCCAAAGAGGAAGUUUGUAAUGCAGAGUGCUUCAGUGAUGUCAUUGAAUUUGAUGUUCAGAAAGAUGUGAAAUACUGUGCCCAGCUGUGGGAGGGCAGUCCACCCAUGGCUCCUCCAAAUCCAGGUUACAGUGAGAGCAUCCAGGAAGUGAAGAACACCAUCCUCUCUAAAGCUUCAAAGUCUGCUGGGAUCACUCUCUCACAGUUCAAAAUCAAAAUUCACGACCUGUGGACUGCACUGCUGAAUGAAAGUUUUGUUUUCAGUUUUAAAAAUACACUUGAAAUUGCAGUGUACAGAAAACUGGAAGUCCAGUAUGGGAACUGGACCUGGACCCUGAGGAGCAACAUGUUGACCAUUGAAAACCAACUUCAUAACAGAAUUGAAAAUGGGCAACUUGAGAUGGUUCAGUUGAGUUAUCUUAUUGAAGAAACAAGCCAAACAUAUCGAGAGAUCACAGAAGCAAUGACAAAAUACUUUGAGGAUGACAAGGAAAAAGAAAUGUUGACUCAGUGGAGAGGACGAUUUGAAAUCAAAAUUAAAGAGUUUCAUGAUGAACAGGUGAAAAGAGUGAAAAGAAAACUAGAUGAAGUUAUCCAGCAGAAGAAAGCUUGUAGAAAACUGGAUGAUAAGAAGUCAGAGUUUGAGAACAAACUGCUACAGAAGAGCAAAGAGCUCGCUCAGCAGCUGAAGGAUAAGGCCAAAGAUGAAGACGAGCUUCAAAGACAGUUCAGCUCUGUUUGGAGCGGCUGGGUUACUGACUUAACAGCAGAUAUAAAACCUGUUGAAGACAUCAACUUGAAAGAAGAUCAGUUAACCAUCCUUCAAGAACUUGGUUUUGAGCCAGCUCUCAUAGAUGAAUGUAAAACAAGUGGCAGAUACAUGAAAUUAUCAGAGCUUGGUGAUUAUUCAGAUUAUAUAAUGACAACUGGACAAAAAUAUCUGAGACAAGUGGUUGAUGCUUACCAGAAAUACAAAUCAAGUGGUGUUUUUGCGUAUGAAGAACAACAACAGAUCAGAUCGCUCAUUGACAAAGCUGAAAAAGAGUCACUUGAUGCAAUCCAAAGCAAACCUGUAGCCACAAGAGGCUACACAUCAACUUACUUGAUUCAAGGGGCCAAUCAUGUAACAGAAGAAGUGCAGAAAUUUCUGUCAGAGAGGAAAUAUACUUUGAAGAAGGAGUUUACAGUUGAUCUCUUACUGUAUGUGUUCUACAGGGCAGAAAGUUGGCUUCUAGAGUCCCAUAAGAAAUUCAAAGUGAUCAAUGAUGCAAUCAUUUAUUUAGAUGGCAAGAAAACACAGUAUUACAGAGUCUUUAGAAGUUUUUGUAAAGAAAACUCAUCUGCUGUUGUGUUUGGAGAACUGAUCUGUGAGAAGCUGAAAGCUUCCAGUAUUGAGGCUGUCUGUAAUAAGACUGCCAUUGAUCUUGCUGGAAAGAUGAGGUGUAAUUUCUCUGCAUUCAAUGGGAACAGACUGGAAUUGGACAAACAUGUGUUAAAGUCACUCGCUGAGAAAGAAGAUUUUAAUGAGUUCAUUACCUACAUCACAAAUCCAAGGAGACAAACAGAAGCUUUCAUUGAAGCAGAGGUUAAGAAGUACAUCUUCACAAGUCAUACAGAUGAAGCUGUGAGCAUGCUCCAGAAAAAUGUUGAUGACAUCAAAACAAGUGUGUGUAAGGCUUUAUUUACUGCAACACAAAAAGUUCAAACUCAAGAGGGUGACACAGAUAUGUGGCUGAAGGAAUUUUCUAUUGUGCUAAAGGAUGAACUAACAUUUGAUGCCAUGUGUUCUGAAAACUUCAAUGACAUAAACGAUUUUGAAUUUCUCAAAGAAGAGAUAAAAAAGGGAUUUUCAUCCAUCACUGAGGAAAUGAGCAGCCUCUCACUGGAUAAGCUGAAGGAAUCCAGGCUGAAACCUGAUAAAAUCCUCACUGAUCAGCUGUGUAAGUGCUGCUGGGUAAAGUGUCCAUUCUGUGCAGCUGUUUGUACCAACACCAUUGAAGAUCACAGUCCUGAUGAUCACAGUGCCCUUUUCCAUCAACCUCGUGCAGUUGCUGGGGGGACGUGGAAAGACACAAAUGACUUCUCCAUUAAUUUCUGCACAACAAAUGUUGCAAGUGAAAUCAGUUUUUAUAAUUAUGAGUCAGCUAAAAGCUUUCCCUAUAAAAAAUAUAGAGAUGCUGGUCCAAGGUAUAAAACCUGGAGAAUCACGCCUGAUGAGUCUAAAUUGGCUUACUGGAAAUGGUUUGUGUUUAAAUUUCAAAAGCAACUGGAAGAGCACUAUAAAGCAAAAUUCCAUCGCAAAGGAGAGAUUCCCAGUGACUGGGGGAAAGUCUCUAAAUCUGAUGCAAUCAAAAGUCUGAAUGAAAUGAGUCAAGCAAUCACUAAAGCCUGAUAUUUUGCCUUUGCCUGAAAAAUGAGGAAAGGUAGUUAACUAUUAUAUAAAGAAGACUGACUAGAGAAAGAGAGCAAAAGAACCAGAGUCAUAAUUCAAAUCCACUAUGUUAAUUCCAUACAUAGUAGGAUUUGUAGAAAUUAGAUAGAAGAAAAACUCCUGUGAGU
Messenger RNA from Neolamprologus brichardi, 5878 nucleotides. The record is from RefSeq and is a predicted model, not a curated record. NCBI's taxonomy places the organism in Eukaryota, Metazoa, Chordata, Actinopteri, Cichliformes, Cichlidae.